Messenger RNA from Lethenteron reissneri (Far Eastern brook lamprey), 2197 nucleotides. Its product is annotated as methylcytosine dioxygenase TET3-like. The record is from RefSeq and is a predicted model, not a curated record. Gene Ontology annotation, molecular function: DNA 5-methylcytosine dioxygenase activity. Gene Ontology annotation, biological process: chromosomal 5-methylcytosine DNA demethylation, oxidation pathway; positive regulation of transcription by RNA polymerase II. NCBI's taxonomy places the organism in Eukaryota, Metazoa, Chordata, Hyperoartia, Petromyzontiformes, Petromyzontidae. Gene Ontology annotation, cellular component: nucleus.
CCAGCCGGCGGUCGCUUCCUAUCACGGGCAGCCGCUGUCGAUGGGAGCGGAGGGAGACUCGGAGCAGAGCAGCCGCCCCUACUCAGAGCUGUCCGAAGAGGUGCUGCGAGGUGAUGCCUCGAAACAAAGGUGCUCAGAGCAAGCGACCACCAGCAACCAGAGCAGCACCCUCGGUCAUUAUGAAUCACGUGGCGUCCGUGUGCUUCGACGCCGACAAAGGUAAAAGCCAUCGUACGUUUAUGGGACUCGACGCCGAACGAUCAGGGACUCUCCAAGGUGCUAUUACAAGCCGACGCAACUCGAGCGACCCAGCGGAGGAGCACGGGCUCCUGCAGUCGCACCUGCUGCCUCAGGGAGGCCAGCACGUGAUGCACGCCCGCCCGCAGCACGGCGAGCGCGACGCGAAGAACUCGGCGGCGCAGGCGGCGAGCGAGCGCUACGGGCAGCACUGCGAAGGUUCGCAAGAUCCCCAGGGCAGCCUGUCCCUGCUUGCGCACGCUUCCGACGUGCAGGCCGCCCGGCAAUACUACGGCAGCAAGAAGCAGAUGCAUUUCCAACAGCCGAUGCCGCAGCAGAUGCAGCCGUACAAACACUCCGAGGUGGAACAGAAGUCGCUGGAGAGGCUUCUGCAGCAGCACAUGCAGAGCGGGGAUGAAGGGCUGUUCCAGAAAGUGCUCGGGAGCGAGCAGCAGCAGCAGCGUCUGCAACAGAUGCAGUCGAAGGAGCACCCCGCGCAGGGACACAGGGACAAGGCAGCACUCAAGGGGCAACAUAAUUCAAGUUACAAAAGCGGCCUGUCUCGCAGCAACAGCAUUGGUUUUCAACAAACAUCUGGGCCGGGAGAGCAGCAGGACAAACGAGGCUCGUCCAUGAAAACAUCCCAGCCGGACAACGGAGUGAUUUGCUUCUCCAGUCGAGGUGCGAGUGGCCACGACUUGGGGCACAGAGUGAUUCGCAGUGGUUCGCCGAUGUCGAGCCGAAAAGAGCAGCAGUCCUCCGUGCACGACCCGAACAACGACGACCUGAAGGAGAUCAUCCGGCAGCUCGAGAUAAAGAUCGCCGAGGACCCGAGUCGUCGGAUCAUUUGUCGCAGCGGCAGCACCACCAGCAGCAGCAACGGAUGGACGUCUCCCACCCGCAGUCGUCUCGCCCGGGCUCUGUCCGCGCAUCCGCCGAUCUCCCGGCUAACCAGACGCCAACGCCGCACAACAUGCGUUUGAAAACCGAACCCACGCCAGCCGAAAUGUGCCACCGAGCGAGCAACGAUUUGGGGACGCACGGUUCGACGCGCGCUUCCUUUUCGUCCCCGUCGCCAUCUUCGCUGCCGCCGUCGUCGUCGUCCGUGCCGUCAUCCUCGACCGUGAAAGCUCACCUGGCGGCCUACCUGCAGAGGCAAAGCCUCCAGGUGAAAGUGGAGAGCUCGGGGCCCAUCACGGUGCUGUCCACCCUGGCCGCGUCCGUGGGGAUGGACGGGGAGGAGGACAAGGGGGCCACGCUGUCGGGAAACUCGACCCCUGCCAAGCAGCCGCCGUCCAUCCUCAGCAGCUUCCUGGAGUCCCCGCUCAAGUACCUGGACACGCCGACCAAGAAUAUCCUCGACACGCCCACUAAGAAGGGCCAGGUGGACUUUCCUCCGUGCAGCUGCGUGGAUCAAAUCAUCGAGAAGGACGAAGGGCCCUACUACACGCACCUGGGAGCCGGCCCAACGGUGGCAGCCGUACGCCACCUCAUGGAGACGAGGUUCGGUGAGAAGGGCAAAGCCGUGCGGAUCGAGAAGGUGGUGUACACUGGGAAGGAAGGCAAAAGCUCCCAGGGCUGCCCCAUCGCCAAGUGGGUCCUGCGGCGUGCCAGCGAAGAGGAGAAGCUGCUGUGCAUCGUGCGCGAGCGUGCCGGUCACCGGUGCGAGAAUGCCGUCAUCGUCAUGGCCAUCAUGGCGUGGGAGGGCGUCAACCGGGGCUCGCCGACCUCCUCUACAACGAGCUCGCCUCGACGCUCAACAACUACGGCGUGCCCACCUGCCGGCGAUGCAGCCUCAACGAAGACCGAACCUGCGCCUGCCAGGGCCUGGACACCGAGACUUGCGGAGCCUCCUUCUCGUUCGGCUGCUCCUGGAGCAUGUACUACAACGGCUGCAAGUUUGCGCGCAGCAAGUACCCGCGCAAGUUCAAGCUGAACGGAGAUGACAGCUCCAAGGAGG